AGUCUCACUUCGAACGUUCUCAAGAAUACAUUAAAUUAGAUUUAAAAAAAACCAAAUACAUUUAGUGUCUACACCGACAAUAUAAUACAUAUAUAUUUUUGGUAAAGAGAAAAUAUGGAGUUGAUCACAUUAAUAACAAUUUUAUUAUGUGGUCCUGUAAUUUAUUUAUUGAUUUUGGAUUAUUAUAAUCAUCACAAUAAAAAAGGAUGUCAAAUUAAUAAAAUUCCAGGACCAAAGCCUUUGCCAAUACUUGGUAAUAUUUUAUCUCUUUUGUCACAAUCUGAUGGAUACUGGUCGUACAGCAAAGAGUUGACCAUGAAAUAUGGUUCAGUGUUCAGAUUUUGGAUUUUAAAUGAACCUAUUGUUUAUAUCAAUGAUCCUGAUGAUCUCAAGGUAGUGUUGAGUAGUACAGUAAAUAUCAAAAAAAGCCAGGCUUAUGAUUUGUUGCAUCCUUGGCUCAAUACUGGACUCAUUACCAGCACAGGAAGAAAAUGGUACCAACGUAGAAAAAUUGCAAACACUGCAUUUUAUUACAAUGUACUUCAAGAAUAUUUUCACACGUUUGCAGUGAAAACUAAUAAUCUUAUUGAAAUCCUUCGAGCUGAAACUGAAUCAGGUGAAAUCAUCAAGGAGAUUCAGCCCAUAACAACUUCAGUGGCAAUCGAAAUUAUAUGUGAAACAGCCAUGGGAACAUUGGUAAAAAAUAAUAAUAUCAGCUCAAAUAAAUAUUACGAUGCAGUUCAUGAUUUUGCAAGAAUUUACAACUACAGAGUAGGAAGACUAUGGUUGUACAACGAUUGGAUUUUUUCAAUGACAUCUAAAGGCCGUGAGUUAUCAAAAGUUGUAAAAAUACUUCAUGGAUUUACUAAAAGUAUUAUAGAACAAAGAAAAGCAUAUCACAAUGAAACUGAGGGAAAAUAUUUGAGUAUAGAAAACAUCCAAGAAAAUGGAAAUACUGGAAAAUAUAAGAGAAGAAGGCUAGCUCUUUUGGAUUGUUUAAUAGCAGCAUCUAAAAAUAAUCAGGCAAUUGAUGAUGAUGGAAUACAAGAAGAAGUUGAUACAUUUGUAUUUGCAGGUCAUGAUACUCUGAGCAGUGCAUUGCUUUGUGCUAUCAAACUACUUGCUGAGCAUAAAGAUAUUCAGGCAAUUGCUAGAAAAGAAGUCAAUCAAGUCUUGAAGGAGACAGAUGGGGAAAUUACAAUGGCUGCAGUUCAGCAAUUUUGUUAUUUAGAAAGAUGUAUUAAAGAGACACUGAGAUUGUGUCCAAGUGCACCUGUCAUAUUUCGAAAAAUAACUGAAGAUGUCCAACUAAAAAAUUAUUUAAUACCAGCCGGAACAAAUUUAAAUAUUCAUAUUUAUAACGCUCAUCGUGAUCCUAACUACUGGGUAAAUCCCGAAGUAUUUGAUCCAGAUAGAUUCUUGCCGGAGAAUAGUGUUGACCGACACUCUCAUGCAUAUGUUCCAUUUAGUGCAGGACCUAGAAAUUGUAUUGGUCAGAAAUUUGCAAUGUUGGAAUUGAAAACAAUCAUCGGUGGACUACUACAAAAUUUUUAUUUCCAAACAGCAGUUGAAAGCAUUGACGAUAAUCAAUUGACUCAAGAAAUCAUUUUGAAGUGGUCCAAGCCAGUUCACAUCAAGUUUAUACCAAUUUUAAAAUGAAUUAUCUUCAUAAUAUAACAGAACAUUAAUUGAAUGAUACGGUUACAAUAUAUUGGCUCUGUAUACGGGGGAAUUUACGAGGACACUCUGAAUUUUCCGUAAACUUCCCCGUAUCGGUGCCAACAACGAUUUCGAUGAUAAUAAUCCUGAUCCUAAAAUUUUCUCCGAACAAUAAACUGAAUCAAUUAGUCACAAUACAUUAUCUAUCAAAUAAAAUUUUUUUCUCAAUUGACGAUCCAGAGUUUUCAAAUUAUUCAAUUAUUCAAUUAUAAUUUGUUAUAACCCGGAGAUAUAUUUCAUAAAAUAAUCAUCAGAAUUAUAAAAAAAACCAAAAAUAAAUUUCAUUUGUCAGCAUAAUUUAAAAUACUGAUUUAAAUAUAAGAGAAAAAAAAAAUACGAUAAGGCAUAGUAGACGAUAACUAAAAUUUUAUUUUAUAUAAAAAAAAAAAAUUCUUAUCAGGUCAUGGACAAGUCUAUGAUUAUUUCAAUAAAUAUCAAAAUAUAGAUACUUCUCGGGAAAAAAGCGUCUAGUCAUUUACCUUACAUGGAUUUUUUAAAUAAAAAAUAUAGAAGAAGUAAAGAAAAUAACAAGGAACUGUAUUUCUAUAAUGAGUCAUUACUAUACUCAUUAUCCAUUAGUAAUGAGCCAUUACCAAUGACUAAUAAGUAUAGUAAUUUUUCAAAAUUUUCUUAAUUCGCCAGAAUUCUCAGAAUAAGAAAAAUUCAAAGUAUUAAAGCACAAUAAAACUUUAUUGAAGUGUAAUUGAGUUCCGAAAUUUGAAAGUUGGAAUGAAAAACAAUCAUUGUAGUCUACUAGAACAUUUUUAUUUAAAACAAGCGUAGGACGUUGAAGGCACUGAAUAUAAUCAAUUGACUCAAGGAAUCAUAUUGAGAUGGAUCGAGCCAGUUUACAUCAGAUUCAUACCAAUUUUAAAAUGAAUUAUCUUUACAAGAGAGCAGCACAUUGAUUGAAUAAUAUAAUAAAAAGAUCCGCUGCACAUAAAGUAAAUUCUAAUCUUCAAAUAUAUUCAUAAAUAAAAGAACUGAGAUACGGUAACUCUAUUAGCUCUGUAUACGGGGAAAUUUACGGAGACAUUUAUACAAAUUACGGGAAAACUUACGGUAAAUGUCUUCGUAUUUCCCAUCAAUAUCCCCGUAUCGGUCCCCAUGCAUUGUCUAUCAAAUAAAACUUAUUACUCCAUUCCCGAUUCAUUGUUUUCAAAUUAUUCAAUUAACCCCAAUAUAUAUGUAUUUUAUAAAAUAACCAUCACAAUUAUAAAAAAACCAAAAAUAAUUUUUAUUAGUCAGCAUAAUUUUAAAUGCUGAUUAAAAUAUAUUGAGAAAUAAAAAAAAUAUGAUAAGGCUUAGACGAUAUAACUAAACUUUUAUUUUAUAAAUUUAAAAUUUUUUAUCGUAUCAUGAACAGAUUAUCUUAAUGAAUAUUUUUUCUUUCUUUUUCGAUUGUUUUUUAGUAAAUAUUAAAAUUUGAAAAUAUUCAAACAUAUAUUUUUCAAUGAUACACGUGUUUGAACUUUAUCCAAAAUUUUAUUUUAUAUAAAAAAAAAAAUUCUCAUCAGGUCAUGGACAAGUCUAUAAUUGUUUCUAUAAAUAUCGAAAUAUAGAUAUGCUUAUCGGAGAAAAAACGUUUAGUCAUUUACCUUACAUGGAUUUUUUUAAUAUUAAAAUAAAAAAGAAAAAAAAAAAA
Messenger RNA from Aphidius gifuensis, 3364 nucleotides. RefSeq names its product cytochrome P450 4C1-like. The record is from RefSeq and is a predicted model, not a curated record. The transcript has 9 exons. Bases 115 to 1659 code for a protein of 514 amino acids. Lineage: Eukaryota; Metazoa; Arthropoda; Insecta; Hymenoptera; Braconidae. Gene Ontology annotation, molecular function: iron ion binding; oxidoreductase activity, acting on paired donors, with incorporation or reduction of molecular oxygen; monooxygenase activity.